Solea senegalensis (Senegalese sole) is the source of this 3301-nucleotide messenger RNA. It is a transcript of the gene impdh1b, whose product is annotated as IMP (inosine 5'-monophosphate) dehydrogenase 1b. The transcript is spliced from 16 exons. Gene Ontology annotation, biological process: GTP biosynthetic process. Lineage: Eukaryota; Metazoa; Chordata; Actinopteri; Pleuronectiformes; Soleidae. Gene Ontology annotation, cellular component: cytoplasm. The coding region runs from base 252 to 2093 and encodes 613 amino acids. Gene Ontology annotation, molecular function: IMP dehydrogenase activity. The record is from RefSeq and is a predicted model, not a curated record.
CUGUCAGUUUGUGUCUCUGUGGGAACAUCUGUGCAGCGACAUAUCUAAUCUGCACGUCAGCAACGGGCAAAGGAAUUCAGAUUAAAAAAGAAAAAAAGAAACAUUUCCUCAACUUUGGUGAUGAAGUUUUAAGUCUUCUUUUUUGCUGUUGUUUGGGCCCAAAUGUAAAUUGUCAGCUGUUGGACGUCCCGUGUGAAUUUGCGUUGCCAUUUUUUACAAAAAAAAGAAAAAGACCUGACCUUGGCCGGGAGAUGGAGGGCUAUGGAUACGAGCACUUUGGUGCGGAAGGAACGAGGGAGAGCCAGACGGUGGAUUACAGACGAAUCGUGGGGGACACCGAGCCUCUUCGCACAGGUGCCGGAUCGGCCGAGUGCGAGCAGUACGUUCGGCAAACCUCCCACGGCCACGAAACUGCGGCCCAGCGAUACAGUGCCACGCGCAUCCAGGCCGGACUCGGCCCAGAGAGCAUGGCAGAUUACCUAAUCAGUGGCGGCACAGGCUACGUACCCGAGGACGGACUCUCGGCCCAGCAGCUCUUCUCGAUCGGAGACGGCCUGACGUACAACAGAUCUGACCAACAGUGCGUUGUCUCCGAUGGUCACACGGCUGCAGAGCUAUGCUCUAAAGGAGAUGGGUUGACUUACAAUGACUUCCUGAUUUUGCCCGGUUUCAUCGAUUUCACAUCGGAUGAAGUGGACCUGACGUCUGCACUGACCAGGAAGAUCACGCUGAAGACCCCGCUCAUCUCCUCGCCCAUGGACACCGUCACAGAGUCGGCCAUGGCUAUCGCGAUGGCGCUCAUGGGAGGCAUCGGCAUCAUUCACCACAACUGCACGCCAGAGUUUCAAGCCAAUGAGGCUCGCAAGGUUAAGAGGUUUGAGCAGGGUUUUAUCACAGACCCGGUGGUGAUGAGUCCACACCACACGGUCGGGGAUGUGUUUGAGGCCAAAGUAAGACAUGGCUUCUCUGGUAUCCCUGUCACAGAGACAGGCAAGAUGGGCAGCAAAUUGGUGGGCAUCGUCACCUCCAGAGAUAUUGACUUUCUUUCCGAGAAAGACCACAAAAAACCUCUGGAGGAGGCUAUGACUAAGAGGGAGGAGCUAGUUGUGGCUCCAGCCGGCGUUACACUGAAAGAAGCCAACGACAUCCUGCAGCGCAGUAAAAAAGGCAAGCUUCCGAUCGUCAACGACAACGACGAGCUGGUGGCCAUCAUCGCGAGAACGGAUCUGAAAAAGAACAGGGACUACCCGCUGGCCUCCAAGGACUCGCGCAAACAGCUGCUGUGCGGCGCCGCCAUCGGCACCAGGGAGGACGACAAGUACAGACUGGACCUGUUGGUGCAGGCUGGAGUGGAUGUUGUCGUUCUGGACUCCUCACAGGGCAACUCGGUCUAUCAAAUCAACAUGAUAAAUUAUAUUAAGCAGAAGCAUCCCGAUCUGCAGGUGGUAGGAGGAAACGUGGUCACGGCGGCUCAGGCCAAGAAUCUCAUCGACGCUGGUGUCGACGCUUUAAGAGUCGGAAUGGGCUGCGGCUCCAUCUGCAUCACACAGGAAGUCAUGGCGUGCGGGCGGCCUCAGGGGACCUCCGUGUACAAGGUGGCAGAGUACGCCAGGCGCUUCGGCGUGCCGGUCAUCGCCGACGGCGGCAUUCAGACCGUGGGUCACGUGGUGAAGGCUCUGUCACUCGGAGCAUCGACUGUCAUGAUGGGCUCGUUGCUAGCGGCAACCACCGAGGCUCCAGGGGAGUACUUCUUCUCAGACGGCGUGCGGCUUAAAAAGUAUCGCGGCAUGGGCUCCUUGGACGCCAUGGAGAAGAGCACCAGCAGCCAGAAACGCUACUUUAGUGAGGGUGACAAGGUGAAGGUCGCCCAGGGUGUGUCCGGCUCCGUUCAGGAUAAGGGAUCCAUCCACAAGUUUAUACCUUACCUGAUCGCUGGUAUUCAACACGGCUGCCAGGACAUCGGCGCCAAGAGUCUCUCUGUCCUCCGUUCCAUGAUGUACUCCGGGGAGCUCAAGUUCGAGAAGCGCACCAUGUCUGCACAGGUGGAGGGAGGCGUUCACGGUCUCCACUCUUACGAGAAGCGGCUUUACUGAGCAGGCGGUGUCUGAGAGUACACGUUAACGUAACGGUGCCCAAAAAUGUUAAACUGCCACCUCUGCACCCUCUCUCUCUCUCCACUCUCUCCACUCUCUCCUUCCCUCACCUUGUUGCAUCCACUGUUGCUUCCUCUGAUCCUCGGGGGAAGACUGAGGUUGCAAAGUGUGAUUCUUCAAAACUGACACCGACUCUCGGAAACACCUGUGGGAUUUUUGCACUCAAGAAGCGGCGCAUCAGGGUUUUCAGAAUGACACACACUCACUCACUCACUCACUCUCACACACACACACACACCUGUGUCUUGAGCAACCUGAUCCCAGUUAGUGUGUGUGUGUCGACCACAGUGGGAGAAUGACUGUGUGAAAGGAAACAGUGUAAUGUGUGUGUUUUUUGUACACGUUUUAUUAUCGUCGUCAUGGUGCAGAAACCCCAUCAGCUUCUUCUUCUUCUUCUUCUUCUUCUUUCUUCGGCUUCUAUGCUAACCGGCGUGCUCCCUGAAGAUCGGAAGAUCGAACACUUGUCUGUGUGCAUCGUGUCGGUGUAUAAAGAUAAAAUCUACUCAGAAAAGGUAGCUGCUCCUACGUCAGUGCUUAUUGUUUACUUUUUUUUUUUGUUUGUAUUGUGGAUCAUGAGGUACAAGAUGUGCGUCGCGUUAUAAUCCUCCACUUUCACUUGAAACCCGUACGUCUAGCUCAAGCCCGCGUGAGUCCUAUAUUUUUUUUUUUGCGCAGGAUUAGGGUAUUUAUGUUUUUAUGACGGGGGGGCGGGGACCAAAAAGCAUACGUUUGUCAAUCAAGAAUGGAACACAAUGAGGAUUUAAUGGUCUUUUGUUUGCUCUGAUCAUUUAAAUGGCGUUGGAUCAGGCUUUCUAUGAAACCUGUGUAGUCUGCGGGGCCUUGAAUCGAGCAUGACGCUCGCGUUGGGUGGGGGUUUGAUAUGCAUGUUUGUUUUUUCACUUAGCCAGACGUGGCUUUAUUUAUAUUCUGCCUCUAAUUGUAAUUGCAUACAUACUGCCAAGUGUAUUUACACUUCUUCUGACUUCCUCCUCUUUUCUUUCCUUUUCAUUUCUUUUGUAAAUGAAAAACACAAACUCGCUCGUGACCCCGUCGCCCGUUCAGUCCCGCGUAACGUUCUGUGUGGCUGUUACUCACGUUUCUUUUCACCGGAGAUAUGCCUUGAAUCGGGGGACGGAUUAUUUAAAAAA